This is a messenger RNA of Colletotrichum chrysophilum, 1086 nucleotides long. RefSeq lists its product as uncharacterized. The transcript has a single exon. Lineage: Eukaryota; Fungi; Ascomycota; Sordariomycetes; Glomerellales; Glomerellaceae. Gene Ontology annotation, biological process: ribosomal large subunit biogenesis. The coding region runs from base 1 to 1086 and encodes 361 amino acids. Gene Ontology annotation, cellular component: preribosome, large subunit precursor. The record is from RefSeq and is a predicted model, not a curated record.
AUGGAGCAACCAACCACAUCCCAUUUCAAGCUCUCCGCAACGUUCUGCGGCACAUGCGAUGUCCGGUUCGACAACCCGGAUACUCGCCGAGCACACUCCAAAAGCCAAUGGCACGUCACGAAUCUCAAGCGUCGCAUUGCUGAGCUAGAACCACUCACGGCCGAGCAACACGCCGCUGCCGUAGCCGCCGCCCCGGAUAGCCCCACCACGGAACCGUCAUCGGAAGACUCCUCAUCCUCCGCCUCCGAUGUCGAGACAGACACCGAACCCGACUUUGUCCCUGAGGAGUGUCUUUUCUGCAACACGGUCUCGGAAAACUUUGAGGAGAAUAUCGCCCACAUGCACAAGUCACACGGCAUGUUCAUCCCCGACAAGGAGAGACUUAUUGUCGAUCUCGAGACUCUGGUACGAUACCUGCACCUCGUCGUCUUCGGGUACCGCGAAUGCCUCCAAUGUGGGACGCAACGCCGCACACCUGCCGCGGUUCAACAGCAUAUGAAGGGAAAGAACCACUGUCGCUUCGAUAUUCACGCCGAAGACUCCGAAUUCAGAGACUUUUACGAGAAAUUGGCCACCGACGAGGAGGCAGAGCAGGAGGGCAAGACGCGCAAGGCCAUCGUCGACGCCAUCGAAGAGGGCAGCUCUAUACGCCUACCCUCCGGAAAGACGCUGUCCCACCGCUCCGCUCCAGCACCAUCACGUCCUCGCAGAAAGCUCGGCGAAUCUUUGUCUGGCGAGAACCUUCUCCCCGAGGGCGUGAACGUGGACGAGUCGAAGGCGAGCAUGCAGCUUACCGCGCCCGGGAUGAAGAAUAGUUCCAAGGCGCUCACGCGUGCCGAGAAGCGCGAAGCCGUCUUUGAGACGCAGCUGGCGCGGUUGAGUGCCAACGAUCGCAUGGCCCUUGCUCAUCUUCCGGCUGCGGAGCAGAGGAGUUUGUUGCUGACGCAGCAUAAACAGUUGCAGAAGGCAGAAAGGGCUGCUAGGAGGACUCAUAUGAGGUUGCAGAUGAAGGGGAACAUUAGUGGACGGUUGAACUUGGUUGAUGAUGUGAUGGGGCCGAAGUUCAUGGUUGGAUUGUGGGGAUAA